Molecule: messenger RNA, 3190 nt
Organism: Periconia digitata
Lineage: Eukaryota; Fungi; Ascomycota; Dothideomycetes; Pleosporales; Periconiaceae
Source: the annotation of a GenBank genome assembly
UUCCUUCACUUCGCAUCUCUGGACGGUGAUCUGAUAUUCCUCCAUCUUUGCGCAUCUGGAAAUAUGGCGGACAAAGUGCCAGUUGUGCGGGACCGGGACCACUGUUGGCUACGCGUGGAAGCGGCGAGCUCACUGGAAAAAUACCCAGCGAAACAGCAUGCGCAGAGAGUGCGCGACAAGCUAGACGUGGCAGAUGGCCUGAUCUAUCUCCCCGGCGCGCCAUCGCGGAACAACGAGGACAGUGAUAUGCCAGCCUUGUUUCGCCAGCGGCGCUACUUCUACUAUCUUAGCGGCUGUAAUGAACCGGACUGCUUCUUGACCUACGACAUCCAGCAUGACAUCCUGGCCCUGUUCAUCCCACGGAUCAAUCCCAGUCGCGUCAUCUGGAACGGACGUGGUAGCACGCCCGCAGAAGCAUUGGACAAGUACGAUAUCGAUGAAGUUCACUACGUCGACGAGCUGCAGCGCGAGCUCCUGGAAUGGCAAAUGCGCUACUCCGGCAGUCUCUACGUUCUACACCGCCAACAGGUCCCUGAAUCACCACAGAUCUUCAAGGAUAUCAACAUCGCCUCCCUCCAACCGGCCAUGAAUAUUUGUCGAAUGAUCAAGGACCAGCACGAAAUUGAUCUCAUUCGCAAGGCAAACGACAUCUCUUCGGAAGCUCACAAGCGAGUCCUGGCAAAUAUACUGAGCUUCAAAAACGAGGCCCAAGUAGAAGGCCUCUUCUUGGAUGUAUGCGUUUCUAAACAGGCCAAAAAUCAAGCAUAUGACCCAAUUGCAGCUAGCGGCCCCAACGCUGGCACGCUGCACUAUGAUGCCAAUAAUGAAGACUUCGGAGACCGUCAAUUGAUGUGCUUAGAUGCUGGGUGCGAGUAUGAGCUGUACGCCUCUGACAUCACGCGAACAUUCCCUCUUGCUGGAUCAUGGCCUUCUGUAGAGUCGGAGAACAUCUACAAACUCGUUCAGCGUAUGCAAGAAUCGUGUAUCAAGCGUCUGGCUCCUGGAGUCAGAUAUCUUGAUCUGCAUAUCUUGGCACAUCAGAUUGCUAUUGAUGGUCUGCUCAAAUUGGGUAUUCUGCAUAAUGGCACGAACGAAGAGAUCUACAAAGCAGGGACUAGUAAAGCUUUUUUCCCGCAUGGACUGGGCCACCACGUCGGUCUCGAGGUUCACGAUGUCGGUCAGCGAGAAUUGAUGUCCUACAAUGGAAUGCACACAGAGUUCGAAAAGGUGCCGUCUCUCUAUCCCGAAGAUUUUCAUCUUUCGGUCUAUGACAACGAUAGCGAGAUGUUCAGGGCUCCCACGAAUCCAGAGAGCCCACACCUUGAGGAAGGCAUGGUAGUCACCGUGGAACCAGGAAUCUACUUCUCCACUUACGCCCUGACGAGAUUCUAUCUUCCUUCACCAGUUCAUUCCAAGUACAUCAACGAAGAAGUCGUCAAGCGAUACCUCCCCGUGGGCGGUGUCCGCAUCGAAGACGACAUUUUGAUCACAACUAAAGGCUACGAGAAUCUCACAACAGCGCCGAAAGGAAAUGAUAUGCUCGCAAUAAUCCGCCAACAAAGCCCGAAAUCUUCAUCUCCUACCCAACCCAGAAGAAGGCCAGUGAUAGACGAGCCUCUAUUCCGCGCACCUGGCAUACCAGAAGACCUGUAUUGCUCCCCGAUAAAGCCUUUCUCGAGAGCUUCGACUAUGCCUUUACCGAGCAGCAUGCGCCGAUCAUCUUUUGACUUUGAACCGUUUUCUGGACCUUCUUUAUUUUCGGGAUUCAAAGGCAGUGUGGAGGGCGAAGGCAAAAUUCCUCGCGCCACUCACAACACUCCAAAGACAAAGUCAACGGUUUCGGCCCAAGCUCCACCUAGUAGAGUUACACCUUUCGAUGGGGUGACGAGCCAUCACCAGGCACGACGAAAUCUAACGAAACCAUGGCAACCAGCGACUACCCAGGAACGGCCAGAGAUGGAACGAAAGCCAGUUUCUGAUAUGGAAAACCCUCAUAGAGCUUCGGUUUCCCGGCAGCCGACGAUUCCAAAAGACUCCGGAAUCCCUAUCAAGACUUCACCACAUACGUCUCCGCCUCGCGUGACCGGCAGGCAUCCCUGGGAAUCACACGAUUCGCACGAUUCCAAGCCAAUAACCUCUCGCGUAUCUAUGCACAAUCUCAGACCUAUCCGACAACAUCGGGCUCCCCGUGCAGAAUGUUCAUAUCCCAUCAUGCCCCCUCAGUCUCGCGCAUCCUUCCAGGCAGCCACCCCUUCCAGGCAGCAUCAGCCCGGAGUGGAGUCUACUCAUUCAAGACAUCCCGAAAACGCUACACGCGACACGCACAGCAGCGCUGCAUCAAUUCCCCACCGCCACCGCUCACUACAGACUCUUCGGCCCGGAAAUCCUUAUCGCGACAGCGCACAGUCUUCGCGCGCGCCAGUUGACCCUAAUUCCCCGCCACUCUCUGUACACGCUCCCCCCAAAGCAGCGGAGAGGAUUACGGCACCAGGACCCAGCGAGGAGAAGAUCCCACGCCCGAAUCCAUAUGCCCGCCAAUUCAAAGGCAUCGAUGAUCUCAAAAAGGCUAUGGAAGACUUAUGCCAUAUCACAGAAAACCUCGAUAGGGAAUAUGGUAUAUGGAGUGGAAAGAACACAAGAAAAUCGCGAAACCCAAAGUCCCUAAAACACUCCCCGUCUUCCUUAGUUUCCUCGUUCCCUCCCACGUCCCCCGCUCAUCCAACUACCCUCACCUUUCCUACAUCCCUACCUUCCUCCUUCCUCCUUCCUCCCCAAAAAAGGUAAUCAACGACACACCACACCCAUAGAUAGUAGCUUAAACACAUCCACCAGUGACAUCUAGCCCCUACUACUAAGCUGUUCCCUAACCCACGAAUCAAAAUCUUUCGUUGCGUGUCUGUUUCCCGCGUUGAACGGUCCGACACAGCUGCAAACGCAAUGCGUGGAAAAAGUUUGGUUUUUUUUCUCUUCGCUGGCGCAAAUACCUAGACUGAGGAUUUUUUGGUGCUUUGGGGGCCGUUCGCUGUGUGCGGGGAUGGGACGGGGUUGGGCGGAACCGAGGAUGAGCGCUUCGCCUACUUUUAUCGCGGGGUCUUUAUAUCGAUGGAGGGUCGUAAAAUUUAUUUAUACAAAGAGGUUUAUACUUUAUUCUUUCUCAACCGAGGAGGGUUAUACUGCACUAGAUUCUCUA